Messenger RNA from Sorex araneus (European shrew), 2075 nucleotides. It is a transcript of the gene NUDCD3, whose product is annotated as NudC domain containing 3. Gene Ontology annotation, cellular component: cytoplasm. The record is from RefSeq and is a predicted model, not a curated record. The transcript has 6 exons. NCBI's taxonomy places the organism in Eukaryota, Metazoa, Chordata, Mammalia, Eulipotyphla, Soricidae. Gene Ontology annotation, biological process: protein folding. Bases 55 to 1125 code for a protein of 356 amino acids.
GCAGCGCAAGCCCCGCCCCGCGAGCCGCGUCCCCGCCGCCCGCCGCCCGCCGCCAUGGAGCCCGGCGCGGCCGAGCUGUACGACCAGGCCCUGCUGGGCAUCCUGCAGCACGUGGGCAACGUCCAUGACUUCCUGCGCGUGCUCUUCGGCUUCCUCUACCGCAAGACGGACUUCUACCGCCUGCUGCGCCACCCCUCGGACCGCAUGGGCUUCCCGCCGGGGGCCGCGCAGGCCCUGGUGCUGCAGGUGUUCAAAAACUUUGACCACAUGGCCCGUCAGGAUGACGAGAAGAGAAGGAAGGAGCUGGAGGGGAAAAUGAGGCGAAAGGAAGAGCAGGAGGCGGCGCCUGUGGCUGCGGGCUCAGCUGAUCUGGAGCCCACCCCAGCCCCAGUUCAGGAGGUGGAGAUUGACUCCACCACAGACUCUGGUGGGGCCCCGGAACUCUCUGCCUCCAGGCAGGAGGCAGCCCAGCCCUCGGGGGAGGAAGAACCGCCAGGCGCUGGGGCAGGUGCCGCUGAAGCCCCAAAGGAACCACCUGCCCUUCCCAAGAGGCAGGAGCAGUUCCAGAGAAACGCUGAGAGCUACAACGGUGCUGUGCGUGAGAACUACACCUGGUCACAGGACUACACCGACCUGGAGGUCAAGGUGCCCGUGCCCAGGCAUGUGGUGAAGGGCAGGCAGGUGUCCGUGGGCCUCAGCAGCAGCUCCAUCCGCGUGGCCGUGCAGGAGGAGAGCGGGGAGCGUGUCCUCAUGGAGGGGAAGCUCACCCACAAGAUCAACACCGAGAGCUCACUCUGGAGCCUCGAGCCCGGGAAGUGCGUGUCGGUGAGUCUGAACAAGGUGGGCGAGUACUGGUGGAGUGCCAUCCUGGAGGGCGAGGAGCACAUUGACAUCGAGAAGAUCAACAAGGAGCGCUCCAUGGCCACGGUGGACGAUGAGGAGCACGCCGUGCUGGACAGGCUCACCUUCGACUACCACCAGAAGCUGCAGGGCAAGCCGCAGAGCCACGAGCUGAAAGUCCAUGAGCUGCUGAAGAAGGGCUGGGACGCUGAGGGCUCGCCCUUCCGAGGCCAGCGCUUCGACCCGGCCAUGUUCAACAUCUCCCCCGGGGCCGUGCAGUUUUAGUGACGGAGGAAGCGAAGCCCUCGCCCGCGGGGAGCCCCCUCGGCUCCCUGCCCGCCAGGGACUCGGGUCUCCCCCGGUCCUUCAGCCCCAGACUGCUCCGGAGGGGCCUGCGGGGAUGCCCAGUGAGGAAGCUGGGGAAGGGGGUCGCAGUCCCCGCGCCGGUCUCCAUUCUGCUCGCUGUCAUGCGGUCCCUGCUUGCUUUCCUUGUGCUUGGGGUGGAAGCGGUUCCUCCUGGGUCACUGCGGGGAUCCCGGCCCCGUGCCAGCCGGCGGGCUGGUUCCAUGUGUGUCAUGCCCCUGUGUCACUGUCGCCGCCUGUCAUCUUGUCUUGGAGCAGAGGCAAGUCUUGCCUGUGGGGUCUGGGUCUUGGGAGAAAGUUCUGGCCACCAUCUCUGGUGGCCUUCACUAUCAUCCAGGCAGACCUGGGGGCACCGAGGCGGCCCUUCGGGAGUGCGUCCCAGCAGCCCUUGUCCUCUGGUGGGGCCCUACUGCCCUCUGUCCUCGGGACAGGGAGGAGGAGCCUGCCUGGCAGGGUCAGCGGGAAAUAGGCGAUCAGAGGCUGCCCCGGGAGCAGGGUGUGGCAGCUGCGGGCCGCUCGUGCCCCCUACCUCCGUCACCUCACGGGCUGCUGCAUGACGGGCGCCUCUGGGGCUCUGGUUCAUUUGUCUAUUGUGUGUGUGGUUUUGUCGCUCUAGUGUCUGUUCUGCCCUCCUGCUGUGACACUGGUGAGGGGGACAAGGUUGCUGGUCCCCUGCUGGCGGCUCAGCCUUCUUGGGCCUGCCUUCGGCCCCUUGCUGCUGCUGUGCUGCCCGGAGCCUGUUUGCUCUCCCUAGGCACGGCAGCCUGUCGGCCACCAAGCUCCAGCCACCACGGUCCCCGGAGAGCAGCGCGCCCGCCUGUGACGUCACCCUGUUCCCAGUGUUGGUUUGCAAUAAAAAGUAUUUAAGCAUU